CACUUUCUUUCCUCUCCUUGCAGCAGUGACAGUUCGGGCUAGAUGGCAUCUGACUGGUCAGCGGCAGUACGAGUACUCAUGAAAAUACUCGCCCCAUAUAGUUUAUACCACUGUAUAAGUGACAUGCUGGGAACUGUAUUUCCUAGUGCAGGUAAAUUCAGGGGCGGACUGAAAACUCAUGGGGCCCCCGGGCAAUAGGGGAUCAUGGGACCCCUGUGUCCUUGCCCAAACUCAAAAAAGCCUAUGAAAAAGGUACCAGGGGCAUCUCAUGGGGCCCCCUACUGACCCCAGGCCCUCGGGCAGUGCCCGAGUUUCCAAAUGGUCAGUCUGCCCCUGGCUGAGUUUGGGAGUGCUAACAGUCA
Messenger RNA from Staurois parvus, 362 nucleotides. The record is from the annotation of a GenBank genome assembly. NCBI's taxonomy places the organism in Eukaryota, Metazoa, Chordata, Amphibia, Anura, Ranidae.